Molecule: messenger RNA, 1147 nt
Organism: Cyprinus carpio (common carp)
Lineage: Eukaryota; Metazoa; Chordata; Actinopteri; Cypriniformes; Cyprinidae
Gene: ptpmt1
Product: phosphatidylglycerophosphatase and protein-tyrosine phosphatase 1
Biological process (GO): protein dephosphorylation
Molecular function (GO): phosphatidylinositol-4,5-bisphosphate 5-phosphatase activity; protein tyrosine/serine/threonine phosphatase activity; phosphatidylglycerophosphatase activity
Source: RefSeq, a predicted model, not a curated record
AAAACAGAAGAUGGCAAUGUCGAGGAUCUGCAACAGGCGUCGAAGAAACCCUAGCCUCUUUCUUGUGAAGUAGAAAUGCAGGAGUAGUGAGAAUGAAACUCUCGUGACACGUUUGAAGUCGUGCGUGUCGUUCGUUUACACAAGCAACGAUGUCGAGUGUUCUAGCGAGGACUUUAUUUUAUCCCACACUCGCUUACAAUGUUGUCAUGGAGAAGAUCACUUCCAGGCAGUGGUAUAAUCGCGUGGACCCUACUGUCAUUCUCGGUGCUCUUCCAUUCAGGUCAAUGACAGAGGAGUUGGUCCAAAAAGAGAAAGUCAGAGGAGUUAUUACCAUGAAUGAAGAAUAUGAGACAAAAUAUUUCUGCAAUUCAGCUGAGGAGUGGCAAGAUGUUGGCGUUGAGCAGAUCAGACUCAGCACGGUGGACCUGACAGGUGUUCCCAGCCUAGAGCACAUUCACAAGGGUGUGGACUUUGCCUUGAAACAUCGAGAGCAGGGCACCAGUGUCUAUAUUCACUGUAAGGCUGGCCGCUCACGCAGUGCGACUAUUGCAGCCGCAUACCUCAUCAGGCUGCACUGUUGGAGUCCAGAGGAGGCCUACAAGGUGCUAGCCUCAGUCCGGCCUCAUGUGCUGAUCCGCUCAGACCAGCUGGAGAUACUGCAGGAAUACUACAAGCAAGUGUGCGGCUCUGAGUCCAGCUAGAAGAUACACAGUCUACAACUGCUGACAGUUAUGCUAAAUCUGAUAUACUGUACAGCUGUAAUACAUUGUUUUUCCUUGUUGGAGUGCAUAUUUUUCUAUAUAUUCUUCUAAGAAUUUGUGUACUGUACUGAGAAGCAGACUUAAAGCUAUGAUAACAUCCAUCUGCAUCAAAAAUUACAGUGUGAAUAAAACAAUAUUGUUGCCAUUUCUAUUACCUCAGAUGUUCUAGAGACAGUGAAUUUACAAAUGCUAUUUAUUUUUGAUUGAGUUAGUGAUGUGAUGUUUUUAAAGUUUUUAAAGUGUUUUUUUUUUUUUCUCUUUAAAUCCAGAGCUUCUAACGGACUUCUUUGUACUAGGAGUUGUUAAAAAACUGCAUCUGGUCAUUUUUGUUUCUUUGUGCAUGUUAUCUUUAAGGUCAUGAUAUUUUAUAAUUGUAGGAAAUUGUA